GAUGUACCACAGGCAGUAAAGUUGUGGGCGUCCGUGGUUGAAGCCGCUUGUGCGCUGGUUACAAUCCCCUGUAUGACAGAUAGUAAUGGAUUAACGGCGUAAAUGUCGUGUUAACAGCGCCAAAUGAAGACCGUCUCAUCGACGGCCACGCUGUGGUCAAAGAUCUCUGCUGCUCUGCCUCGUGAUGAGGAAGAGUUUCCGCUGCAGUUCGGCGACAAAGUGGAGUCUAGUGUGGUGGAGAUGCUGAAGCGGUGUCGGCGGCAGCUUUACAGCGACGCCACCGCCGCCAGCCGCAUGCUCAACGCUCAGAUCGUCGUGGAUGUUUCGUGGGAGAAGCUCAACACGGGAACGUGGCGCCACGUGGACAAAGAAUGGAGACGCGUUUAUUCCUGCGGCUGCCUGUUCAAAGUGGCCGCUCUGUGCCGCGACGACCCGUCGGCAGACGAGGUCGUGCAGGCCGUGAGGACUUGUGACAUGGGUUUACUGAUGGGUGCGGACAUCAUGGAUGACAUACUUCAGGUCAUUGUCCGGAUCCUGCAAGGCGAAGUCAGGAAACCCACGGAAUUAGAAGAAGAAAGUGAACACACCGAAGUCAAGAGAAUGAAGACGGAGAUCCCACGCGCUCCUGUGAUCAAAGAGGAGUUGGCGAUUCCCAGGAUAAAGUGUCCUUCACUGGAGAGCUUCAGCACCAACUACCUGCUCCCACUCAAACCAGUGGUUUUAGAGGGGACCAUUGGGCACUGGCCCGCCCUCAACGAACACCCCUGGAGCAUAGGAUACCUGAGGUCUGUGGCCGGCUGUCGGACGGUUCCCGUGGAGGUGGGGUCCAGGUACACGGACGAGGGAUGGUCACAGACGCUGCUCACGGUCAACGAGUUCAUCGAUCGACACAUCUGGAAUAAAGAGGGAGUGAAGGGUUUGGGUUAUCUCGCUCAACACCAGCUGUUCGAUCAGAUACCAGAGCUGAAGGAAGACAUCCGCCCUCCGGAUUAUUGCUGCCUCGGCGAAGGAGACGAGGACGACAUCACUGUUAACGCGUGGUUUGGGCCCGGAGGUACGGUGUCUCCUCUGCACCAAGACCCUCAGCAGAACUUCCUGGCUCAGGUGGUGGGAAGCAAAUACAUUCGCCUUUAUUCCCCGGAGGACACCGACAAGCUGUACCCUCAUCAAUCAAAGCUCCUUCACAAUACCAGUCAGGUGGAGGUGGAGAAUCCGGACGCGGAGCGCUUCCCGGAGUUCGCCCGCGCUCCGUAUCUGGAAUGUGUGUUGCAGCCCGGAGACGUGCUGUUCAUCCCCGUCCGACACUGGCACUACGUCCGCUCCUUAGAGCUCAGCUUCUCCGUCAGCUUCUGGUGGUCGUGACUGCAGAUCCGUGAUCCCAAAAGAAAACCAAAAGAAGUUGUGUUUUCAAGUUGUUUUCGAGUUUGAGCUUGUUUUUCUGUGGAGGGAAAUCAAUUUGGAGUUUUUUAACUAAUGCGAGGCUAAUUCUCAUAAAUCUAAGGACAACCGCUGAUCACACAAACCUUUGAUCCGUGAGCAAUGAACACUCACUGCUGAGCGAUUAGUUUAAUUGUGCUGAUGAUGAUGAUUGCAACGACAUCCAUUGUGUGGAAAGCUAGCAGCGCGGGGGUGGGGGGGAACAAAACAAAUGAGCAGUUAAAACUGUUUGUGCUCCUCUCAUCCUGCAUAUAAUUACGGAGAGGUUGUUAGUCAUCUCACUUGAUGGGAUAUGUUUCUCUUUUCAAAUUGGUAUAUUUAAUUGUGUUGUGAACCUUAGUCGUACAACUAUCCUCAGAUGUGUGAUUUCCAUAAUUCAUGGAAAUGAGGCAUGUCUUCAGAAUUGAAUAACCCAGCGAAGCUACAGGUGUAAAAGAUGUGGUCGUAAACACGGCGCUCUGGUUGAACCCGACAGUCGCAGACAAUCAAGCGGGUCGCAAGACGAAAAUGAAUAAAUGAAAUGAAUUAAUCCCCCGGGCCCAGACCGACUUUGAAAUGAAACGAGUCUCGCCGGUUAAGUACCUCGACAGCACAACUCGUGUCGAGCUUCAAAAACACAAAACCCAGACUAUAAAGACGGCGGCGCUUUCACAUCUUUCGGAUAUUUCUAACGAGCCCCGGUCCGUUCCAAUCGAAGGAUGUGACCGAAAUGAAGGCGUGUGCUGGGAAAUGGAGACGAGUUGUGUAGGAUUUUGGAAGGGGGGGUUGUAAACAAUAGCUCAAGAAAAUGCAAUGAAUUAUAUGUUUCUCUAAUUUAGAAAUUGUGAGGAAAAAAGAAACAAGUCUAAAAUAUAAAAAAGUGGCGAUAAUUAGCUGUGAAUGGGCGUAAAUAGCCAAAAGUGCAUUUUAAGAAUACAUAGCUAAUAACGUACUAAUCUUAACAUCUUGCAUGAUAGUGCUGCAGAUCAAAAGUGUCAGAUUGUAUGCAUUACCCAGUGCCCAGGUAAUAGACUUAUCCAAACCUUUCCCGACGAGGUUAUCUAAACUAAUAACAUGAACCCUGCCAGAGUUUAAUUCUGUGAGUAAACACUGUUUUCUUCACUUAGCCCAUCAGCUCUUUGCCGUUGUCAAGUAGACUUAAGAUCACACAAAACUGCUUACUCUCAUUAUAAUGUAAUCAAUACUCAAUUACCAGUAAAGUAAUGUGGGCCUAUAACCCCUUUUCUCUUCCAGCCGGACGCUCAGCUGCUCCUCUUUUUGAUUAAUGGCCUCGUGGAUUUUCAAAUAAAUCUGGCAAAUCAGCAUUAAAGCCGGUAGAUUUAUCUUGUUUUGUGUUCCAAUAAACUGGACAUACGUUGGUUGUGGUGAGUAAAAAUAAACAACCAAAUCCACUUAGACUGGUGUAAAAAGACAAACUGUUUCCCUUCUGGGGGGAACAUUUAAUCUGUUCUCCAACUCAGUUCACUCCGGCAGCGUAACAUCCAAGCGUGGGCCCUCAAUUUGUUCAAUUUUCAGGUCAAAUGCAACUUAAUAAGCGUGACCUCGGUAAUAUUCCUCCACAGUCAUAUUUAUUUAUAGACCGCAUCUUUUAUUUCAGAGGCGGUGUGUUGGAGCCGCACCAUCUUAACUUGUUUAUUACAAAAAUGCUACAAAACACAGGAACUAGAUUUGUUCGGCACUAGAAAAGCGUACAACUAUUCAAAGAUUCACAACAUUGGGAGGAAAACAUGUAGAAUCUACACACACAAAAAGGUUAAGAACAAUGAUUGUCAGGCAUUAAUCACGUAAUAUUUCUCUCAUCUAUUUUUGUCAAACUGUCAAUCAUUCUGGAAAACUAUGAACAGCUUAAAAAAAAAUAUUGGUUUUCGACAUACAAUAUUUUCCCAUGACACUGCCUUUUAAUAACAAACCUGAGCUGGAAGCAAUGCAAUUAAUUACGAUAUAAGGCAAGUGGUUAUUUAAAAAAUCCUACAGUAAGAUGUAAAAAUCAAGAUUAAUGAUGUAGUGUCGGGUUAUUAGUACAGACCGUGCAAGGUGCAAUCAAAACGUUUCAGUUGUUACAAUAAUCUAUUUUUACUAUUUUGAAUGCCUACGACCCUUACAAAGUGUUUUAAUAUAGAAGCUCCUCCCACAAAGCAAUCAUCUUCCUUCUAAUAGUCCUGCAAAUCUACAGAGAAGCUCUGCAUCCGCUCCACCACGAAGAAGCACAGCGUCCCGGCGAAGCCCAGGAGGACCAUCACGAGGAGCUGCCACUUCAGCAGCAGGGCGCCGCUGUAGAAGAACGCCGCCGCUGCGAAGACAGACUGACAGAGAGGAGGACACUUUGAGAUGGUUAGGUCCCGCCCACAUGGUGAAGGACACUUUGAGAUGGUUAGGUCCCGCCCACAUGGUGAAGGACACUUUGAGAUGGUUAGGUCCCGCCCACAGGGUCAUUAUGCACUUUUCAUGAGGGCACUUUCUUCUUUUUUGCAAUUAAUUUUUGAUUUGUGCACGAGAGGAAAAGACCUCUCAAAAGGCAUCCUUUGUGUAUUAGACCCCAUUAUUUGUAUUAAAAAUAACUAUUUACUGGUUAUGUUCACGUGCAACUGAAAUCACAAUUUAGUCCUCCUU
Messenger RNA from Cyclopterus lumpus (lumpfish), 4047 nucleotides. It is a transcript of the gene kdm8, whose product is annotated as lysine (K)-specific demethylase 8. Gene Ontology annotation, molecular function: histone H3K36 demethylase activity. The transcript has 8 exons. Gene Ontology annotation, cellular component: nucleus. The record is from RefSeq and is a predicted model, not a curated record. Bases 124 to 1362 code for a protein of 412 amino acids. NCBI's taxonomy places the organism in Eukaryota, Metazoa, Chordata, Actinopteri, Perciformes, Cyclopteridae.